Stegostoma tigrinum is the source of this 10368-nucleotide messenger RNA. Its product is annotated as zinc finger protein 239-like. The transcript is spliced from 3 exons. Gene Ontology annotation, biological process: regulation of transcription by RNA polymerase II. Gene Ontology annotation, molecular function: DNA-binding transcription factor activity; RNA polymerase II cis-regulatory region sequence-specific DNA binding. Gene Ontology annotation, cellular component: nucleus. The record is from RefSeq and is a predicted model, not a curated record. Bases 2300 to 4009 code for a protein of 569 amino acids. NCBI's taxonomy places the organism in Eukaryota, Metazoa, Chordata, Chondrichthyes, Orectolobiformes, Stegostomatidae.
CUUCCCACGGUGACCAGGAGCAUGCGCAACGCGGGUGAAGCCGCGGCGAGGUCUGUUGUUUUUUUUCUCUCUGUCUCUCCGGACGACGAGGGCGGGACGGAGCGGGACAGCGACUUUUAGGGGCAGCGGGGAUAAGGGAAAGGCCUGGCGGCUUCGUGAGCGUGCAGCGCAGCGCUCACACUCCGAAUAAGAAGCUGGAGGCCCCGUGGAGGGGGGCGGUUUGCGGCUGAAGGGUACGGCAGCCGCUGGGGAGUCUCCGGCCGGGCUUCCCGAGACCCGACGCCGCCGCCAUCUUUGCAGCCGGGCGAUGGGCAGCAGGGCGCAGGCGCGGUCAUCCUGGCCCACAGAGAGAAUGUUGUGAACAUGUGUCCCAGACAUUCUCUCUGCUUCUGCCUCUCCCUGUCUCCUGAGCCCAGGUCAGCUGGAAGGAAACCAGUGGGGUUUUAAGACCAUUAGACGCAGGAUUAGGCCAUUCAGCCCAUCAGGUCUUCUCCACCAGUCAUGGCUGACAAGUUUCUCAACCCCCAUUCUCCCUUGAUCCCCUUGACAAUCAAGAACCUCAUCUAACGUAAAUGACACUCAAUGACCUGGCCUCCACGGCCUUCUGUGGUAGUGAGUUCCAUCGAUUCACUGCCCUCUUGCUGGAGACAUUACUCCUUGUCCCUGCUCUAGAAUGUUUUCCCCUCACUCUAAGGCUGCGCCCUGGGGUCCUAGUCUCUCCUACCAAUGGAAACAUCUUCCCAACAUUCCCUCUGCCUAGGCCGUUCAGCAUUCUGAAAGUCUCAGUUAGAUUCCCCCCCUCAUCCUUCUAAAAGUCUGACAGCUUUCAGUCACUGUUCCUUUUGCCAAACCCACCAGUCUAGCAAAUCCAUUCAGCUUGCUUUCACAGCCUCCCAGUUUUCUGUUUCAAGAUUAAUUUCACAGACUUAGAUGGGAAGGAUUUGCAGUCAGGAAGCUCAAACCAGACUUCACAUUCGUUGCUCUUGGAGUUGCCCAAUUUGCAUCCCAAAUGCUGUCAGAUUUUGAACAUGUCUGGAAGGGGCACAGUUCACACUGGGGGGAAACCUGUGGAAGUGUGGGAACAGUAAGGAGCGAUUCAGAGUCUUGUAUGAGCUGGAAACUCAUUGGUGUAGGACACAGGGUGGGAGAGGCUUUUCACCUGCUUGAUUGUGGGAAAGGAUUCACUUCAUUAUUCACACUUCUCAAAGACCAGUGAGUUCACACUGGGAGAGAUUAUUCUGCCCCAAGAAAGGUUCAUUCAUUCACCUCACCUGCUGAGACACUAGUAGAUUCAUACAGGAGAGAAACCAUUCACCUGCCCACGUGCACUAAGGAAUUCACUUGAUCGUGUCUCCUGUAACAUCCGUGAAUUGGCAGUGCAGAGAGACCAUUCCCCUGUCCAAAGUGUGGGAAGGUAUUCACUCAGUCAGCCGCAUUGUUGAGACAUCUGCAGGUUGACUAUAAGGACAGACCUUUUAAAUGCACAGACUGUGGGAAAUGCUUUAUUGGUUCUCAUGAAGAUGUCCCAUUAAUGUGUUCACAGUGUAGAGAGACCGUUCGAGUACUCUCACUAUGGGGCUGGGUUCAGGGAGCUAUCUCACCUCACUAACCAGCAGCAAAUUCACACCGGGGAGAAGUCAUUCACUUGCUGUGAGCAUGGGAAAGGAUUUGUCCAAUCUGCUGACACAUCAGAGAGUCCAUUCAGGGCAGAGGCCGUACAAUGUUUUGUAUGUGAGAAGGCGUUCACACAGAUAUGCACUCUGCUGAGACACUGGCAAAUUCACAACUUACUGCUCUCAUGAGAUUCUGCUGUAAAUUGCAUCUAGAACAGAACCAUGUUCUCUAGGAUCUGAUUGAGCUGAUAUCAAUAAAGUCCAGCCUACUUAUAGUGGUUAAUAUUGUGGAUAAAAAUCACAUAUAUUAAGUUUAUUUUAAAUGCAGUGUGUUCAACUGUUUUAUCAUAUCAAAUUCAAGUUAGUUCCUUUUGAAAUAAAAAAAAGCUGGAACUAUUCUGUUCUGAAAGAGUCUUAUUGGACUCAAAAAGUUGUGUCCUCUCUCCAUGGAUGCUGCCAGACCUUCUGUGUUUCUCUGGCUACUCAGUUUUUAUUUGAUCUGCAGUACUUUGCUUUCAUUUGAGUAUAUACUUUCUUUUGAAGUGCUGUCCCUCUCCCCUGUUUCCUCCAACUUCACCUUCAACGGAUGUGAGAGAGGGAGGAUUUGUAGUUGGAAAUCUGAAACCAAACAUCAAAACUGUAUUUGAGAAACACGAUUUAUUGUAACCUACCACUGGAUUUUGAAUAUGAAAGGGAAGACCACUGUUCACGGUGCAGGGAAGCCAUACACGUGUUGCGUGUGUGGACGAGGCUUCAGCCGUUUACCUGGCCUGUCGAGACACGAGUGUAGUCACACUGGGGAGAAACAAUGGAAAUGUGGGGACUGUGGGAAGGGAUUCAGUUACCCAUCUGAACUGGAAUCUCAUCGACGUAAUCACACUGGAGAGAGGCCAUUCACCUGCUGUGAGUGUGGGAAGGGGUUUACUCAGUCAUCCAGCCUGCUGAAUCACCAGCGAGUUCACACUGAGGAGAGACCUUUUAAAUGCGCAGAUUGCGGGAAGUGCUGCCGAAGUUCCAGUGAUCUGAUGUCCCAUCAACGUGUUCACACUGAGGAGAGACCUUUUAAGUGCCCAGACUGUGGGAAGUGCUUUAAAAGUUCCGGGGAGCUGACACACCAUCAACGUGUCCACACAGAGGAGAGACCGUUUAAGUGCCCAAACUGCGAGAAGUGCUUCAAAAGUUCUGGGGCACUGGUGACCCAUCAACGCGUUCACACAGAGGAGAAGCCAUUCAGGUGCUCUCACUGUGGGACAGGGUUCAGGCGAACAUCUCAACUCAAUGAACACCAGCGAGUACACACUGGGGAAAAGCCAUUUCUGUGUACGGUGUGCGGGAGGAGAUUCACUCAGUCAUCCACCCUGCUGAGACACCAGCAAGCUCACACUGGGGAGAAACCAUUCACCUGCUCAGAGUGCAGGAAGAAAUUCAAUCGGGCAUCUCACCUGCUGAGACACCAGCAAGUCCAUAAUAUGGAGAAACCGUGGAAAUGCGAGGACUGUGGGAAAGGAUUCAAGGCCCCAUCUGAGCUUGAGAUUCAUCGACGGAGUCACACUGGAGAAAGGCCAUUCGCUUGCUCUGUGUGCGGGAAGGGAUUUAGUGAUUCAUCCAACUUACUGAUGCACCAGCGGGUUCACACUGGAGAAAGGCCAUUCACCUGCUCUGAGUGUGGAAAAGGAUUCAGUCGAUCAUCCAACCUGCAAGCACACCAGCGUGUUCACACAGGGGAGAGGCCAUUCACUUGCUCUACGUGUGGGAAGAGAUUUACUUUGUUAUCCCACCUACAGAUGCACCAGCGUGUUCACACAGGGGAAAGACCAUUCAUCUGUUCCAUGUGUGGGAAGGCAUUCACUAUUUUGUCCAAUCUGCAGAAACACCAUCGAGUUCACACCGGCGAGAGGCCUUUCACCUGUUCUGCCUGUGGAAAGGGAUUCGCUCAGUUAUCCCAUCUGCAAACACAUCAGCGAGUUCACACUGGAGAGAAGCCGUUCACGUGUGCUGAGUGUGGGAAAGGAUUCACGGAGCUGUCCAAACUCCAGAUACAUCAGAGAGUCCACUCUGGGGAGAGGCCAUUUGUCUGUUCUGAGUGUGGGAAGGGAUUCACUCUGUCCUCCACCCUGCUGACUCACCAGCGUGUUCACACCAACGAGAGGCCAUUCAUCUGCUGUGAUUGUGGAAAAGGCUUUAAGGAUUCGUCCAGCCUGCUGAUACACCAGCGUGUGCACACUGGGGCGAGGCCCUUCAUCUGCUCCACAUGUGGGAAGGGGUUCACUCAGUCAUCCAGCCUGCUGACACACCAGCGAGUUCACUCUGGGGAAAGGCCAUUCAUUUGCUCUGAGUGUGGAAAGGGUUUCACUCAGUCAUCGAACCUACGGGCGCACCAAAGAGUUCACAAGUGAUGACAGGUUGGACUGUGCUAUUAUGGCUGCUGUUCCUGCAGCUUAUAUCAGGCUUCGUUGGAAGAUUGCAAGAGGCCUCAGACAGAAGUUUGAGCAGAAGAACACAAUGGUGUAUUGAAACGACAAUUGCCAGAGUUCACGUCUGUGGACUGAGCAGAGGUAUCUCCCAGCCUGCAAUUGGUUCUGUCUCUGGUUUAUGGAAAGCUAUCCUCACUUUACAUCUGCACUCAAUCUGUCUUCCAUCUCCUCCACUGCAAAGAGCCUGACCUCUGAAAUCGAGAAUACAGAGGAGUUGUGUAAAGAAAACCACAUUUGAUGCCAGGCCUUUACCUGAAACCUCAGGACCAUAGAGGGGAAGAUGAACAAGUUUUCAGUGUUGACACCCACUGAGACCUAUUGGUAAGGAUGACAUGAAAGUCACGACUGUGUGGUAUCAGGUUGGGAUACCUGGGUGAGAGGGCAGAUGUGAUGUGUUACAUGUGAAGCCAUGAACAUGGGGUUGUUCAUGAUGAACUCGCACUGAAGAGCAGCUCCCAAACAUGCGCAGCUCCUUGAAAAACAGCUGAACAUGAAAUGGUUAAUGUGGUCUGGGGAACAAGACAACAUUGUAACAUCAUCAAGAUUGUAACGCGUGUUUCAGAGAGAAACUGACUUUAAAUGACCAGGAGAGAAUUCAGCACACGGGAAAUGGUCAGAAAGUGAGGUAGAUUAAUGUGCAAGGGAUGACAGUUUGCUUUGGGACAAUUAAGGCAAUUUUUUGGAGAGAAAAGAUUGAGUAAGAACUGUCCACAGGUUGGCCGUAGGUAAAGAGAAUGCUGGAGAAUCUUUUCUGUCUGUCCAUGACCCAUUGUUUGAAGCUUGUAUAUCUGUGUACAAUUAACUUUGACUUUCCUGCACUUCUUCAGGAAAUGGGGCCCUAGGUGGCCCAGAACAAAACGAGAAAAUAAGUGUGAGGUUGAGUGAGGGUCAGAGAGAACUCCUCCCCAUCAAAGUAUGAACUGUAAAAAUACAGAGGUACAUCUACUUUGGGUUUUCUUGCUAGUCAUUAUUAAGUACUUUAUCCUGUCUUUUUUAAUAUUCAUUUCUGAGAUGAGGGUGUCACUGGCUAGCCAGCAUUUAUUGCCCAUCCCUAAUUGAACAGAGUGCAGUUCAGAGUCAGCUACGUUGCUCUGGAUCUGGAGUUACAUAUAGGCCAGAGCAGGAAAGGAUGGCAGUUUCCUUCCUUAAUGGACAUUAGUGAACCAGAUGGGUUUCCUCUGACAAUCAGCAACGGAUUCAUGUUCAUCAUUAGGUUCUUAAUUCCAGGUAUUUUAUUGGAUUCAAGUUCCACCAUCUGCCAUGGUGGGAUUUCACCCUGGAUCCCGAGAAUGUUAUCUGGAUCUCUGGAUUAACAGUCUAGCGAUAAUGUCACUAGACCAUCACCUCCCCAUUACACUCUGGAUAAAGAUGUUAACAGGUGACAAUAUGGAAAUUGUGGCUUGGUCCUUCAUUCAUAGACUGUUUUAUCGAUCUUAAAGGCCACUUUGGCAAAGAUAUGAAUGUGGUGGGAAUAGAGGGAUAUGGUCCCCGGAAGUGUAGGGGGUUUUAGUUGUGAAGGGCAGCAUGUCGGCGCAGGCUUGGAGGGCCGAAGAGCCUGUUCCUGUACUGUAAUUCCUUUGUUCUUUGUGUAAAACGGUGGGGGGGGUGGUGGGGGCACACAUCAGCAGAAAUCCAGCGGAACUGAGAACAAAUCGUUUGCUCGACACGAACAGGGAGAUGAACAGCUCCCAGAAGUCAGGAAACAACAGGGUCUUGAAUCCUCAACUGUUGCAGGUGUCAAGGCCGCUGGGAUUUCACUGGUAGUGAUGGGAAUGCUGACUCCCUGCAUCUGGGAUUGGUGACGGAGACCAGUUGUCCGAGAGUUUGGCGUGACUUGGGCAGGUUCUGAUGGUUUACCGGCAGGUUUUCAAGUUGAUUUGUUCAAUUGAUCCUCAGCAACGAUUAUGGAUUCGAGUCUGUCUCCUUCUGUCCUUUGCAAAGUCAAGCAGUACAAGAAGGGAUUCCCUGAGCUCGAGAUUUGUCGAGGUUUUACACAUUGCAUUGACUGGCGCCAUAGCCUGUGGGGUAGAUAUGGAGAUUGUGCUUCCCCCUAGAGUGUAAAGAUGAUGCUGCUGGGUUUUGAGACGAUUGGUCAAGCAUCGGCAUGUGUCACGAUCUUAUUUACACUGAAUUAAGUAUCAACAGUGUCACCAACAAAGGUGACACUUCCAAUAUAUUUUCUAAUACCACUGUGUCAAAAAACAAGUAAAUCUCAUCUCCCACUCCUGGCUCCUUUGCCAAUGAUCUUUGAGAGACCCCAAUCUGUUAAAGAGUUGCCUACCCCUCUCACCCAGUUUGCCUAAAAGACACAAAUUUAACCAGGAAAACGUGAGAGCAUAUCUGGAGUACUGUGUCCAGUGUAGGUCACCUUAGUUAAGGUUGCUUGUAUGUAUAAGCCGUUCAGAGAAAGUUUGAGGCAGUUUGUCUUGUGGCUUACUACAGGUAAGACUUAUAUUCGCUGGAGUUUUUAAAAAUAAGAGUAAUAUGUAAAAUCCUGAGGGGUCUUUACACGUUGGUGGAUAUGCAGGGGAUAAUUUCUCUUCCAGGCGAAUUUAGAAUGAAGUUUAAAAAUCAGAAGUUGCCAACUUAUAACAGUUGAGGUGUUUUUUGUUUGCUCUGACGGUUACGAGUCUUUGGAGCUUUCUUCCCAAAAUAGUGAUGAAAACAAAGCCCUUUUCCAGCCGCACACUUAUAGACUGUGGCUUCCAGCAUCUGCUGUCCUUGUUGUCUCCAAGCCCUUAAAUAUGUAGUCCUUAACAAAGGUAAGUAGAUCCUGAGGAAGGGUCACUGGACCCAAAACAUUAACUGAUUUUCGUUUCUUCACCGAUACUACCAGACCUGCUGAGCUUUUCCAGCGACUUCUGUUUUUGUUGUAGGUAGGUUCUUAUUAGACAACGAGUUGAAAGGUUCUUAGGGGUAGGCGAGAAUGUGGAUUUGAGGUUACAAUCAGGUCACCCACAGACCCAUGAAAUGGCAGAGUGGGUUUUAGAAGCUAAUAGGUCUGUUCUGCUGCUUGUUUGUAUGUUGACAAGUUCCUUUUUUUUAAGUGUCAGCAAGUGUGGCUAUACUACAUACAGUCGCAAUUGUGAAUUAUUAAAAGGGAUUGAGCUCCAUUUGUACCAGUAACUUCUUCUUUCACCCCUUUUCAAAUGACUUGCACAAAUCUAUGCACUCAAUAAUGCUUUUUUAAAAUCAGAAUUAUUGUGACUUGGAAUUCAGAGCCUGAAAGAAGCUGGAAACAAAUUCAACUGGAACCUUCAAAAGGUCAGAUUUUAGGAAUGGAUAGAAAAUUGCUGGGUAAUGCUAUGAAUUGGUAAGCUCUUUCAAAGAAUCAGCAUAAAUAUUUUCUCUGUUGUUUAUCUUAUCUAUGUAUAGAUUUUUUUAUUCUUUUCUAUAAGAAAUCUUGAUGUUCUUUUGUUAAAAAAAAUUGGCAGCCAAGCAUUCAAAAAGGAGCUGGGGAGAGUAUAGGUCUAACGUGUACCCUUCAGAGGGAAAUGCAGGAGCAGUCUUGGAUGUCUAGGACAAUUCAGGACUGGAUAAAUAAGCAGAGUGGGUCUUUAGCAUGUCCAAAGGAAGCAUUUCAGCUGUGGAAUACAAGAAUUGCAGGAGGGACCUUAAGAACGCAAUUAGAAGAACAAAAUAGGGCAUGAGAAAGAUCUUGCGAACACAAUUAGGGAAAAUCCUAAGAUAUUUUAUAAAUACCUUAAAAAGAAGAGGUUGACCAGGGACCAACAAGGUAACCUGUGUGUGAAGCCACGGGAUAUUAGAAGAGUGUUGAAUGAAUACUUCUCUACAGCCUUCACUCUGGAAAAAGAAAACAUAGGUACGGAAUUCAGAAGAAAUAACUGUGAGGAACUUUCACAGUUUGACACAGGAAAUGGGAGGUGUUGAAAGCUCUGUCGGGCUCAAAAACAGACAAGUUCCCUGCCUUGCCCGAAUUGCAUCCAAGGCUGCUAUGGGAGGCGAGACAGGAAAUUGCAGGGGCUCUGACAUAAAUUUUUAAUUCCUCUCUAGCCAUGCUGGAAGAGCUAGAGGAUUGGAGGAUGUCUAACAUGGUUCACUUUUUAAAAGCGAUGGUAGAGAUGAACCAGGAAAUUACAGACCAAUGAGUCUCACGUUAGCAGUAGGGAAAUUAUUGGAUAAAAUUUUGAAGGAGCGAAUUAAUACCCACUUGAAAAGGCAUGGGUUCACUAGGGAUGGACAGUGUUGCCUUGUCAGAGGGACGUCAUGCCUAACAAAUUUGUUAGGAUUUUUUGAAAGUGUGAUUAAGUGUGUGGAUGAGGGAAGCUCUGUUGAUGUAGUUUUUGUGGACUUUAGCAAAGCUUUUGACAAGGUCCCACGUGCGACACUGAUUAAGAAGUUAAAAGCAUGUGGAAUUCAGGGAAACGUGGUGACAGGGAUCAGAAACUGGUUUAGUAAGAGAACACAAAGGACAGAGGUUGCAAUCUGUUUAAGUGACAGAAGACCUGUGUUCAGAGGUGUACCACAGGAUCAGAACUGGGUACCUUAAUGUUUGUUAUAAUGAUCAUAAAUGGUGUCGAGGACAAUGUGGGGGGAAUGUUAAGCACAUUUGCAGAUGACACCAAGAUUGGUAGAGUGGUUAAUAGUGAAAUUUGCUUAUAGAUUACAGCAGGAUAUAGAUGGGUUGUUCAAAUGGGCAGACCAGUGGUAGAUAAUAUUUAACCCUGACAAGUGCGCGGUGAUGCACUUUGGAAGAAGAAACAAGAUGAGGGAGUAUUUAAUGAAUGGCAGGACGCCAGGUAGCUUAGAAGAACAGAGGGAUCUUGGGGUAAUUAUUCACAGAUCCCCAAAUUCAGCAGAGGACGUGAGUAGGAUAGAUAAGAAGGCAUAUGGGACACUUAGAGUCAUAGACAUGUACAGCAUGAAAACAUACCCUUCAGUCUAACUCGUUCAUGCUGACCAGGUAUCCUAAAUUAACCUAGUCCCAGUUGCCAGUAUUUGGCCCAUAUCCCUCUAAAUCCUUCCUAUUCACGUAUUCAUCCAGGUGCCUUUUAAAUGUUGUAACUGUACUGGCCUCCACGACGUCCUCUGGGAGCUCAUUCCAUACAUUCAACACCUUCUGUGUGGAAAAAGUUGCCACUUGGGUCCCUUCUAAAUGUUUCCCCUUCUCCUUAAACCUAUGACCUCUAGCUUUGGACUCCACUACCCUGGGGGACACACAGGCUAUUCAUCCUAUCCAUACCCCUCGUGAUAUUUUAAACCUCUAUAAAGUAACCCCUCAACCUCCAACGCUCCAGGCAGCCUAUUCAGCCUCUCCCUAUAGCUCAAACACUCCAACUCUGGCAAUAUUCUAGUAAAUCUUUUCGUGCCCUUUCAAGUUUCAUAACAGCCCUCAUAUAGCGGGGAGAUAGUGUUCCAAAAGUGGCCUAACCAAAGUCCUGUAAAGCUGCGACAUGACAUCCCAACUCCUACACUUUCCAAUAAAGGCAAGCAUACUGCUUUCAUCAAUCAUAGCACAGAGAAUAUAAGAGCGAGGAGGUAGAUCAUAGAAUCCCAACAGUGUAGAAAUUGGCCAUUCUGCCCAUCGUGUCCACACCAAACCUCCUGAAAAACAUCCCACCCAGACUCACUAUCCCCAUAACACUGCAUUUCCCAUGGCUAACCCACCUAGCGUGCAUACGGUGGGUAAUUUAGCAUGGCUAAUCCGCCCUAACCUGCACAUCUUUGGACUGUGGGAGGAAACCAGAUCACCCAAAGGAAACCCACACAGAGAAGGGGAGAGUGUCUUCGGAGUUUGCACAGUCAACCAAGGCUGGAAUCGAACCUGUGUCUUCAGUGCUGUGAGGCAGUAGUGCUUAGCACUGAGCCACCAUGCCAUCCUUAGUAAUGUUAGAGUUGUGCAGAGUGGUGAUCAGACCACAAGUGAGUACUUUGUGCUAUUCUGGUCAUCCCAUUACAGAAAGGGUGUGAUGGUGCUGAAAUGGGUACUGAGGAGGUUCACGAAGAUGUUGCCUGGGAUGGAGAAAUUGAUCUAUAAGGAGAGGCUAGAUAGGCUUGGGUGGUUUUCUCUGGAGCAGAGGGGUUACCUGACUGAGGUGUAUAAGAUUAUGUGUGGCAUGGACAGAGUGAACAGAAAUCAGCUGUUCCUCUUGGUUGAGGGGUCAAUCGUGAGAGGGCAUAGUUUUAGAGUAAGGGGCAGGAAAUUCAGAGGGGAUUUUUGGAAAAAAAAUCCUUUUCAUUCAGCAAAUGGUGGGAAACUGGAUUGCACUGCUUGGGAAGUAGUGGAGGCUGGAAACCUUACAACCUUUAAAAAAAGUUUA